ACAGAUGCCCCUCUGUCGUCAUUUCCUGUGGGUCUGCAGGCAAAGGGAGAAGAUGGCGGCUCUAGGGGAACCUGUGCGGCUGGAGAGGGAUAUUUGUAGAGCAAUUGAAUUGUUGGAAAAACUGCAAAGGAGUGGCGAGGUACCACCACAGAAACUUCAGGCAUUACAAAGAGUUCUGCAAAGUGAGUUCUGCAAUGCCGUAAGAGAGGUAUACGAACACGUCUAUGAGACUGUGGACAUCAGUAGCAGUCCUGAAGUGAGAGCUAAUGCGACUGCAAAGGCUACUGUCGCUGCAUUUGCUGCCAGUGAAGGACAUUCUCAUCCUCGAGUUGUUGAGCUGCCAAAAACAGAAGAGGGCCUUGGAUUCAAUAUUAUGGGAGGCAAAGAACAAAACUCUCCAAUCUAUAUAUCUCGAAUAAUUCCAGGUGGAAUUGCUGAUAGACAUGGGGGCCUCAAACGAGGAGAUCAGCUCCUUUCUGUUAAUGGAGUGAGCGUUGAAGGAGAACAUCAUGAAAAAGCUGUAGAACUGCUGAAAGCAGCUCAAGGGAAGGUUAAACUAGUAGUACGAUAUACACCAAAAGUCUUAGAAGAAAUGGAGUCACGCUUUGAAAAAAUGAGAUCAGCAAAACGCAGGCAACAGACAUAAUGCAGUUUACAACUUUAUAUUCCACUUUGCUUUUAGCUAGAGAAGUUUUGCUUGUGACCUACUGAUGGCCGCAAUGCCAGUGAUUGUAAAAAACAAACAAAAACUUCCAUGAAUUCUCCUUGCCAUUUUAUAAAUGCCUAUUUUAACAUCAUUUAUGGUUCCAGAGAUGCAGAUGCUUUUUUCUGACAAGAAAAAGUAAAAGGGGAUGAGGGCAAUUCUGUCCCGCUGUUUUUACAGGCAUUUUUCAAAUGCAGAUUUUGUCAUAAAGUUGUUAUAGAUUUUUAAAAAUGCUUUUUUAAUAUUAAAAUGUACUUUUAACAUUCUUAAUCUUUUUUUAAAAAAAGCUUUCUUCAUUUGGCUGCUUAUUUAAAAAUAACAGCUCUCCAAUCCUUUUUUUGCUUACUCUGUUUUUUUUUACCUGUAAAAUUUCUUUAUGGUUUUCCAAGAAAUUCGACAUCAAGUCUCAGCUCAGCAGUUCACUACACUGUCAGUGGUAACAUCACCGCUGCGUUUUGUACUUUUGAACACACACACAAUACCGUAAUCAAUGGGAAAUCAUAACUUGGCACAGUGGAAGUUUUUUACUUUUAUUUAAACAUAAUGUAUAAGGAAUAUUCAUUUAUACUGAUUUAUAAAAAGUUUUUAAACACUGAAACAAUCAUUGCUAAAAUAUGUAUUCUUUCAAAAUAUUAGAGCAGUAAGGUAAGGGGAUGUAAUUUGAUUGUUAGCAUCCCUGAUUACAUCCCUUUCUAUUUAUAUUCAGUAAUAUAUCUUAAACUACAAGUGCAUAAACAAGUUCAAAUUUCAUCUUUCGCAAAUUUGUUUAAUGCUAUUCAUUUUUAUUUAAAUAGAGUUCUUUUAUUUUGGUCCUUUUCGUUCCUAGAGAUGAGCCAGUUUUAGUUUUCAUGAGCAAUAGUGGAAGCAAAGAAGAAAAAGCAAUUCUUUUCACCUCAACUAGCUGCAAGAGUUACACAGUUUUACUAGCUCAAUUUAAAUGAUUGAUUUUAAAGAAGAAGGAAAGAUGUAUUUAAGAUGUAUAGAAAUUAUGAGGUGAUACAUUAAGAAUCUGCAGACUCUUUGUCAAAAUGAAUAAGAACUCAUUCAUAUUGAAAUGGUUGGGUUUAGAAAUGCAACCUUUGUUUAGUCAUCAGAAUGAUGGGGAUUUUGAGGGGUUACUUUAUUUCAUUUGUCCACUGGAGGUCACUGUUUCACUGAAAGGCAGCUAUUAGUAUAUGACUGUGACUGAGGUCUUUUUAAAGGCUGAAGUUAAAUGAGGUUCCUUUUUCAUCACAACUUAGAGGAAAAUUUGUAUGGUUUUUAAAAAUUUUAGGUGACAGAUGCUAAAAAGAAGAUAAUGGAUUGAAAUAUAUAAGGAAUUUGGCUUAAUUACCCUGUGUAAAAAGUGGGCAUUUUGUAACAUUCCUUCAGGAAGAAUAGAAAUGUGUACCUUUUCCUGCAUGUUUGUGAGCACUGUUAGUCUUAAAAGAUUAUUCCAGUCUUCAAUGAUUUUCAGAAUAAAAAGUCAGUCAGCAUUGUUAUUUAUCAUUUAGGUAUUGAACACUGGAUUGCAUGGUUGAAUGUGUCUCUAGUCCGCCUCCAAAUGUGCUUGUUAUUGAUAGGAUCGUGUUGUUAAAUUGUAUAUUUUCAAAAUUAGUUGAUGUUUUUAAAAUGUUGAGACCAAAGUAGUGUAGGAGAAUUAAGGACUUAAUUUAAUUGUGAAAUUAUUAGAGAUAUUUGUUGUAGAGGUUUAUAUAUUAAAGAGAGGUAUCAGUGCAUAUAAAAAACAGUAAUAUUAUUGUUAUGCUUGUAUUCUUGCAUUACAGGGUAAGUAAACCCUGAAGAAAUCUUAUUUUAGUGUAGCUACAGCUGAAUAGUUUUUAAGGGUAUGUCAGCAUUUCAUUAUAAAUUAUAGCUUCCUGGUUCAAUAUCAGCUGUUUCAGAACUUUCAGCCAAGUUAAAUCUCUUUUGGUGUUGCAACUUAGUAAAUUGAGUAAGCUGUUUUUUUUUUUCGUUCCACAGUAAUCCACAAUCUGUUCUUUGUGUGGGUUGGCACGUAUUUAUAAUUCUUAAAAUGAGGAUAGUUUAAAGGAGCCAAAUACAGUAGUUUUACUUGCUACUAUUAAGCCUGAGCAGCAGUAGUUUGUUUUCAUUAAUACGGUUUUCAGUGUAUCCCAGAAUUUUAAAUCUUGACCAUAGAAAAAGUCAUUCAGUGACAAAGAUGUACAGUAGUGGUCUAGUAUAGGGAGGAAAUGAAAGGAAUUUUUAUCUUAUAAAUAUAUGGUUCAUGAACACAAGUUGGCACAUUUAAGUGCAUAAUAGAUGUUUGAUUUGUAAAUUAUAAAUUAUCUUCUCCAGUUUCCAUUUAUUUUCAUGGUAUUUCAAAAUGGAGUGACUCUUUGGUUCUCAACCUUAGUUAAAUAUUAGAACAUUCUGCUGAGUUUUAAAACAAUAUUGAUACCUGGGUCCCAUCCCUCACCAACUAAAUCAUAGUCUCCAGGGUGAGGGUAGGCACUUAAAAUUUUUAAAAGUUUUCUAAGUGGUUCUAAUGGACACCUGAAGUUGAAGGUCACUAGUUUUCCCCCUUUAAAAAUGCUCUAAUCACACUGGACUUGGUUUGGAAGUAUCAGAAUAAUUCAGUUUGCAACUACUUAAUGAUUGCUUAUAUUUCUUAGUAAUUUCUUUAGGAAUAAAAGGUACUUGGCAUUCCUUAUCUGGGAAGUAAUUGCAAUCUACCUUUAUUAUUGUUUUUUAAGAUACAGUCUGUCAGGAGUUUAAAUGUUAAAUGUCUGUCAUCUUUCCGCUCUCUUCACCUUUAAAACUUACAAAAGUAGAUGUUUAUUAUUUGAGAAAGCAUGUUUAAAAGUGCAGAUGAGAAGUACUGUCAUUGAGAAUUGUGUGCUGUCUUAAAUGGCCACGUUAUCCAUUCGUAUAAUAUCAGAUUAUAGUGCCUAGUUCUUGGGGUUUGAUGAUUCAGAGAUGUGUUUUUUUUUUUUAAUCAUUGUCCUCCUCUAAAUUUUUAAGUCAUUUUGUUCAAGUACUUAAGUAAUUUGGCUCAAGUACUUUGUUUACAAUUAAAAUGGAUAUUAUAGCAUUUAAUAGAAGAAAUGGUUAUGACCUAACUGAAAAGAAUGUCAGCAUGACUUGGUGUGGAUUUAAGAGAAUACAUGUGAAUAUUUUAUAAUGUGGAAAGAUCAUUGAAAUAUCAAGGAUACUAGUAAUUGUAUUUCCUGAAUAAAUGAAUGUUUAUGAAUUUUCUAA
Loxodonta africana (African savanna elephant) is the source of this 3904-nucleotide messenger RNA. It is a transcript of the gene LIN7C, whose product is annotated as lin-7 homolog C, crumbs cell polarity complex component. Gene Ontology annotation, biological process: maintenance of epithelial cell apical/basal polarity; neurotransmitter secretion; protein localization to basolateral plasma membrane. Gene Ontology annotation, cellular component: synapse; cell-cell junction; basolateral plasma membrane. Bases 5 to 646 code for a protein of 213 amino acids. The record is from RefSeq and is a predicted model, not a curated record. The transcript is spliced from 5 exons. Gene Ontology annotation, molecular function: L27 domain binding. Lineage: Eukaryota; Metazoa; Chordata; Mammalia; Proboscidea; Elephantidae.